Molecule: messenger RNA, 963 nt
Organism: Cercocebus atys (sooty mangabey)
Lineage: Eukaryota; Metazoa; Chordata; Mammalia; Primates; Cercopithecidae
Product: hemoglobin subunit gamma
Exons: 3
Coding region: 430-873 (147 amino acids)
Biological process (GO): hydrogen peroxide catabolic process; oxygen transport
Cellular component (GO): blood microparticle; haptoglobin-hemoglobin complex; hemoglobin complex
Molecular function (GO): hemoglobin alpha binding; oxygen carrier activity; oxygen binding
Source: RefSeq, a predicted model, not a curated record
CUGGAGCUAGAGACAAGAAGGUAAAAAAGGCUGACAAAAGAAGUCCUGGUAUCUUCUAUGGUGGGAGAAGGAAACUAGCUAAAGGGAAGAAUAAAUUAGAGAAAAAUUGGAAUGAUUGAAUCGGAACAAGGCAAAGGCUAUAAAAAAAUUAAGCAGCAGUAUCCUCUUGGGGGCCCCUUCCCCACACUAUCUCAAUGCAAAUAUCUGUCUGAAACGGUCCCUGGCUAAACUCCACCCAUGGGUUGGCCAGUCUUGCCUUGACCAAUAGCCUUGACAAGGCAACUUUGACCAAUAGUCUUAGAGUAUCAGGUGAGGCCAGGGGCCGGCGGCUGGCUAGGGAUGAAGAAUAAAAGGAAGCACCCUCCAGCAGUUCCACACACUCGCUUCUGGAACGGCUGAGAUUAUCAAUAAGCUCCUAGUCCAGACGCCAUGGGUCAUUUCACAGAGGAGGACAAGGCUACUAUCACAAGCCUGUGGGGCAAGGUGAAUGUGGAAGAUGCUGGAGGAGAAACCCUGGGAAGGCUCCUGGUUGUCUACCCAUGGACCCAGAGGUUCUUUGACAGCUUUGGCAACCUGUCCUCUGCCUCUGCCAUCAUGGGCAACCCCAGCGUCAAGGCACACGGCAAGAAGGUGCUGACUUCCUUGGGAGAUGCCAUAAAGAACCUGGAUGAUCUCAAGGGCACCUUUGCCCAGCUGAGUGAGCUGCACUGUGACAAGCUGCAUGUGGAUCCUGAGAACUUCAAGCUCCUGGGAAAUGUGCUGGUGACUGUUCUGGCAAUCCAUUUCGGCAAAGAAUUCACCCCUGAAGUGCAGGCUUCCUGGCAGAAGAUGGUGGCUGGAGUGGCCAGUGCCCUGUCCUCCAGAUACCACUGAGCCCCCUGCCCACGAUGCAGAGCUUUCAAAGAUAGGCUUUAUUCUGCAAGCAAUAAAAAUAAUAAAUCUAUUCUGCUAAGUGAUCACAAA